Messenger RNA from Sordaria macrospora k-hell, 1296 nucleotides. RefSeq lists its product as uncharacterized. The record is from RefSeq and is a predicted model, not a curated record. Gene Ontology annotation, cellular component: membrane; endoplasmic reticulum. Gene Ontology annotation, biological process: transmembrane transport. NCBI's taxonomy places the organism in Eukaryota, Fungi, Ascomycota, Sordariomycetes, Sordariales, Sordariaceae.
AUGGCGUCGUCAGAUAUCCUGGUCUCCUUCUUGGGGGCCAUCCAGGCUGCCAUAUCCGUCUUGAUAACUAUCUGGAUCGGUGUUUUGGCUGCCCAGUUCGACCUCAUCGACGAUAACUCUGCCAAACGCCUGUCGCACUUGUGUGUCACCAUCUUCCUGCCUCUGCUGCUGGUCUCCAACUUGGGAAAGCAGCUUGAUUCGGACACUGCCAUGCGUUAUCUCCCAAUCGUUGUUUGGUCCCUCAUUUUCGUCGUCUUGUCCAUCGUCAUAGGCAAGCUCUCCGUCCGCCUCUUCAAGAUGCCAGCAUGGACCACUCCCGCCCUAGCCUUCAACAACUCGACCUCGCUACCGCUCCUCCUUAUCCAGGCCCUCGACGCUGCCGGAGUGCUCAAGAACCUGACCGAUGACCCCGACGUGGUUGAAAAGGCGCGCUCCUACUUCCUCGUCUGCGCCGUCAUCAGCAACACCCUAACCUUUGGCUACGGCCCUGCACUUCUCGAGCAAGACGACGGCGGCCAAACCGAUAGUGACCCUGAAUCUGGUCGGAAUUCGGACGACGAAGACGAGGAGGAGAACGGAUCUGGUAGCGGUAGCUCUGGCGACAGACCCUCCGAGACAACCUCGCUUCUCCCCAAGAAAGCCGUUCGCUUCGCCAAGACCACGAGCAGACAUAUCGAGAACGCGCAAAACAAGACCUACCAUGCUCUGCCCGGGCCACUGCAGAAAGCUGUCAGCUGGAUCGCGCCCUUCUUCAACCCUCCGGCCUUGGGGGCGUCGACUGGUGUUUUGAUCGGCUUGGUUCCUGCUUUGCACCGCAUGUUCUUCAACGACUCGCAGGAGGGCGGAUACUUCAAGGCCUGGCUUACCACCCCCAUCAAGAACACUGGCGAACUGUUUGUUACCCUCCAGGUUAUUAUUGUCGGUGUCAAGCUCAGUCUUAGCUUGCGCAAGAUGAAGGAGGGCGAUGAUGGAGGACGUGUGCCCUGGCCUAGCAUCGUCUUCAUCCUCGCUUGGAGAUUCUUGGUAAUGCCGGCGCUGAGCAUCCCUAUUAUUUGGGUGCUGGCCAAGAAGACGGGUCUCUUGUUUGAUGACCCCAUCUUGUGGUUCACCAUGAUGAUGAUGCCUAUUGGCCCGCCUGCUAUGAGGCUGGUGGCGCUUGCUGACGUCGAGAACCUGCCGCAACAGGCCAAAAUGGCGACGGCUAAGCUGCUUACUAUUUCUUACGUUGCUACCCCGGUGAUUGCAUUCUCUGUUGUUGCUGCGCUCAGAGCAGCCCAGAAUGUUUCGGAUGCGUAG